This is a messenger RNA of Aspergillus affinis, 582 nucleotides long. RefSeq lists its product as uncharacterized. The record is from RefSeq and is a predicted model, not a curated record. The coding region runs from base 1 to 582 and encodes 193 amino acids. The transcript is spliced from 3 exons. Lineage: Eukaryota; Fungi; Ascomycota; Eurotiomycetes; Eurotiales; Aspergillaceae.
AUGCCUAAUAAAUACGGAGCCCUCGGCGCAACCUUCCAAAUCGCCCGCAUCGUUCAAGCCUGCUGCCUCAUCGCCAUCAUCGGACUCACCGCGAACUUCAUCGCCGAGAUCGUCGACAACGACGCCACUCCUCCGGGAAUUUUCAUCGGCACCAUCACCAUCACCUGCAUCGCAACAAUCUACUGCAUCAUCACCACAAUCCUCUUCCUCGACGAUAUCCUUCCUUUCCUGGCGUCCGCGAUCGCCGACUCCCUCGUCCUGAUCGCGGUCAUCGUGGUAGCGGUGAUCAUAGGAAAACCGCUCUCGUAUUUGCAAUGCAAUGAGAUCGCGAAGGUCGCUAGUGAGGGUUCCUCGGCGUAUGCGUUUGCCACGCAUCUGGACAGUUAUUUGAAGAGUUUGAAUGGGAGAGUCGAGUAUGGGAGUUUGAUUGGUGCGUCGAAGGAUGUUUGUUUGGAGGCGAAGAGUAUUUGGGGGUUGAGUAUUGGGUUGUGUAUUAUGUUCUUCUUCUCUGGGAUUUGCUGCGUUUGUCUGUGGAAGCAGAAGAAGGCUGCUAAUGCUGGGGCGGAGAAGUUGGAUGGUUGA